Carlito syrichta (Philippine tarsier) is the source of this 1285-nucleotide messenger RNA. RefSeq names its product stem-loop binding protein (gene SLBP). The coding region runs from base 10 to 822 and encodes 270 amino acids. Lineage: Eukaryota; Metazoa; Chordata; Mammalia; Primates; Tarsiidae. Gene Ontology annotation, biological process: mRNA 3'-end processing by stem-loop binding and cleavage; mRNA transport. The record is from RefSeq and is a predicted model, not a curated record. Gene Ontology annotation, molecular function: histone pre-mRNA stem-loop binding; mRNA binding. Gene Ontology annotation, cellular component: histone pre-mRNA 3'end processing complex; cytoplasm. The transcript has 8 exons.
GCCGCCUCCAUGGCCUACCACUCGCGAAGCCCCCCCAGGCACGGGAGCCGCUGCCACGAGGACGCCAGCUUGCCGUCCCCCGCGAGGUGGAGCCUCGGACGGAAGCGCAGAGCCGACGGGAGGCGCAGGAAGCCCGAGGACGCCGAGGAGGGCGAGCGUCGCGGCGCCGACCGCAGACCCGAGAGUUUUACCACUCCCGAAGGCCCUAAACCCAGGUCUAGAUGUUCAGACUGGGCAAGUGCUGUGGAAGAGGAUGAAAUGAGGACCAGAGUCAACAAAGAAAUUGCAAGAUACAAAAGAAAACUCCUCAUAAAUGACUUUGGAAGGGAGAGAAAAUCAUCAUCAGGAAGUUCUGAUUCAAAGGAGUCUAUGUCUACAGUGCCAGCUGACUUUGAGACAGAUGAAAGUGUCCUGAUGAGGAGGCAGAAGCAGAUCAACUAUGGAAAGAACACGAUUGCCUAUGAUCGCUAUAUUAAAGAAGUCCCCAGACACCUUCGACAACCUGGCAUUCAUCCCAAGACCCCCAACAAAUUUAAGAAGUAUAGUCGACGGUCAUGGGACCAGCAAAUCAAACUUUGGAAGGUGGCUCUUCAUUUUUGGGAUCCUCCAGCUGAAGAAGGAUGUGAUUUGCAGGAAAUACACCCUGUAGACCUGGAAUCCACAGAGAGCAGCUCUGAGCCCCAGACAAGCUCUCAGGAUGACUUUGACGUGUACUCGGGCACACCCACCAAGGUUAGACACGUGGACUGCCAAGUGGAGGAUGAGUUUGAUUUGGAAACUUGUUUAAUGGAACCCUUGAAAGACUUCUCGGCCAUGAGCUAACUGUGCCACCUGGCGGCCACUGAGAGAAACAGCUCCUCCCCUGGCUAGGUGGAAGACUGGCCAGGUGCCAAGCAUGUGUCCUGCAUUUGUACUGGUGGUUUCUUGUUAAUAGUCUGUUAUUUCAUGAUGAAUUGUUAUUCUUGCCCUAUUUUCUUGAGGACAUUUGUUUUAUGUAUAGUGAGUGCAUUUUGCAUGUUAUAAAUUUUAUAUGGAGCUGAAUCCAAGAAAGAUGGAACUUGAAGCAAUCUUGCAGCAAACUAAUUGCUUAAUCUCUACCCUCCUCCAAGUUAACCUGACAAGUAUACUCGAAUUGGUUUCCCACAAGUAUUUUGGACAGUAAGUUGCCACUUGUUGGGUGGGUUGAGAUUGUACAUGUAUUCAUGGUACCAAUCUAGAAUCAGCUUUCUUUUUUUUUUUUUGAGUUGGAGUCUGACUGUCUCCCAGGCUGGAGUGCAGUGGCACA